AUGGAUCGACCAAAGCGAGUAAUCCUACGCUUACAGGAAGCCGACCUCGAUGAGGGAGACCUGUAUGAACCUGUUCGACUGUAUUUCGGAAAGAUGAACCGCCCAGUCCAGGAACUUGAAACCAACCGUCAUUUUAUCCACAUCCAACCCCCGAACCCCCAUAUACCACAAGUCAACCCCAAAUUACACGUUGUGAUUGACCUCGAGGCCGAAAAAUUCUCUGGGAAGCUUAGUGCAGAUUUUCCCCACGAGAUAUAUCGUGUGCGUCGGAUUGACGGCACGUUGGUGAUGUAUGCUUUCAAAGACGGGGCUUGGUACCAGAACUUUGUUCGUAAGCUUCGGUCAAUUAUCGACGAUGUUUAUCCUUGGGGGACGAUAAAAGGUGAUCUCAAGCGUUCAGGUGGCACGGGUGCACAGGCCUGUGAGGCCUGCGAGAGCUGA
Aspergillus alliaceus is the source of this 441-nucleotide messenger RNA. RefSeq lists its product as uncharacterized. Lineage: Eukaryota; Fungi; Ascomycota; Eurotiomycetes; Eurotiales; Aspergillaceae. The transcript is spliced from 2 exons. The coding region runs from base 1 to 441 and encodes 146 amino acids. The record is from RefSeq and is a predicted model, not a curated record.